Messenger RNA from Nicotiana tabacum (common tobacco), 1893 nucleotides. RefSeq lists its product as uncharacterized. The record is from RefSeq and is a predicted model, not a curated record. Gene Ontology annotation, cellular component: membrane. Gene Ontology annotation, biological process: molybdate ion transport. Gene Ontology annotation, molecular function: molybdate ion transmembrane transporter activity. Lineage: Eukaryota; Viridiplantae; Streptophyta; Magnoliopsida; Solanales; Solanaceae.
ACACUAGCUUUCUUUCUUCUCUCUCCCAUUUUCUUCUUUUCUUCUUCUUCUAUUAAAAGGAUACCCCAGCAGAUCCAUUUCUCUUUGAUCUAACAAGGAAGAAAGAAAAAAUGGAAGCGUUUUACUUUCUGGUGUUUGGGGCAUUGAGUGCAGUAGUAGCUGCAUUGGAGCUGAGCAAAACAAGCAAAGAUCGAAUAACAACCUCACCUGCUUUCAAUUCUUUCAAGAACAAUUACAUCCUAGUCUAUUCUCUCAUGAUGGCUGGUGAUUGGCUGCAGGGUCCAUAUGUCUACUACCUUUACACAACAUAUGGAUAUGGGAAGGGUGAGAUUGGCCAUCUCUUUAUUGCUGGCUUUGGAUCUUCCAUGCUGUUUGGGACAAUUGUAGGAUCCUUGGCAGACAAACAGGGUCGAAAGCGGGCUUGUGUCACGUACUGCAUCACUUACAUUUUGAGCUGUAUCACCAAACAUUCUCCUCAGUACAAAAUUUUGAUGUUGGGCCGUAUAUUAGGAGGAAUUGCCACCUCUCUCCUAUUCUCAGCCUUUGAAUCUUGGCUUGUUGCAGAGCAUAAUAAGAGGGGUUUUGAUCAACAAUGGCUAUCAUUAACAUUCUCAAAAGCAAUAUUUCUUGGCAAUGGUCUUGUGGCUAUUUUGGCCGGGCUAUUUGGAAAUGUUCUUGUGGACACACUAAAUCUGGGUCCUGUUUCUCCUUUUGAUGCUGCUUCAUGCUUCCUUGCUAUUGGUAUGAUCAUUAUACUGUCAUCUUGGACUGAGAAUUUUGGUGACCCUUCAGAAAGCAAAGACUUACUUACCCAAUUCAAGGGUGCUGCUGUGGCAAUUGCUUCUGAUGAGAAAAUUGCAUUGUUGGGCGCUAUACAGUCACUAUUUGAAGGUUCAAUGUAUACUUUCGUGUUCCUGUGGACUCCUGCUCUGAGCCCUAAUUCAGAGGAGAUUCCUCAUGGCUUCAUCUUUGCAACUUUCAUGUUGUCUUCAAUGUUGGGCAGCUCCCUUGCAUCUCGAUUACUGGCUCGCUCAUCACUCAAAGUUGAGAGCUAUAUGCAGAUUGUUUUUGCAGUAUCUGCUGUCUGUCUCUUUAUCCCUGUCUUCACAAGUUUCUUGGUGCCACCUGCUAAUGAAAAAGGUGGAGGCAUUUCUUUUUCUGGCUGCAUUCAGCUUCUUGGUUUUUGUGCAUUUGAGGCUUGUGUUGGAAUAUUUUGGCCUUCUAUAAUGAAAAUGAGGUCCCAGUACAUUCCUGAGGAGGCUAGGAGCACAAUCAUGAACUUUUUCCGCAUUCCUCUCAAUAUCUUUGUAUGCGUUGUGUUGUACAACGUUGACGCAUUUCCAAUAACUGUUAUGUUUGGCAUGUGCUCGAUUUUCCUCUUUGUGGCAUCAGUCUUGCAGAAACGCCUCUCUGUUGUUGCUGAAAAGUCAAAACCACAAGAUUGGGCAACACACAAGGAGAAAGAAAUGGAAACGGCGCCCCUAAAUGUCUUAAGUUGAUGCAAGUCGCUGGACGCGUUAAUUCAGCAAGAUUAUGCAGAACAACUAUCAGUUUUCUAUACAAAAAAGAUCAAUGGGCAAAUAGGGUACUGCUUAUGAAAUACUACACCAGUGGUUUUUUCUCGUCAGAAGGAUAUGAAGAAGUUACCUUCCUGAGCUCAUGACUCGGGUUCACGUCAUAGUUGAAUCUUGAUGCAACAAGUAGAUUUUGAAACUAUGAUAAUAGGGGUAUCCUUCUAUCAAUAUAUGAAAGCUGAUGCAGCAUUGCUACACUGUUUUUUCUGAUAAUGUAAAAGCAUAUUUGCCAUUUUUGGUUUUUCCUUAAUUCAUUUAUAAAAAUGUCUAUGAUAUGUAGAAGACGCUGUUUACCUAGUGCUAUUAUAUUUACUCUGAA